Messenger RNA from Capsicum annuum, 2142 nucleotides. RefSeq lists its product as uncharacterized. The transcript is spliced from 7 exons. Gene Ontology annotation, biological process: DNA integration. The record is from RefSeq and is a predicted model, not a curated record. NCBI's taxonomy places the organism in Eukaryota, Viridiplantae, Streptophyta, Magnoliopsida, Solanales, Solanaceae. Gene Ontology annotation, molecular function: nucleic acid binding. The coding region runs from base 1 to 2142 and encodes 713 amino acids.
AUGAAAAUUGCACUUCGAGCUAAACGAAAGUUAGGGUUCAUCGAGGGUACAUGCAAGAGGAGUUCCUUCAAGGGUGAUCUGGUAGAAGAAUGGGAGCGCAUCAAUGCCACAAUUCUGACUUGGAUCAUGAAUACGGUAUCUAAGGAGUUGGUGAAUGGAAUUGUGUACGCAGAUGAUGCUCAUGCUUCUUUGAUUCCUAGUGUGUGUGGUUGUGCUAAGUCAAAAGAGUUUUUAGUUGAUCUGGAGCAACAAAAUCUUUUUCGGUUUAUGAUGGGAUUAAAUGAGUUGUAUAGUAUUGUUAGAAGUCAAAUUCUCUUAAUGGUACCAACUCCCUCCGUCAGUCCGACUCAUGCUAUGUUGGCUCAUGAAGAAAGUCAGAGAAUCAUUUGUGAGUCUAGUUCUAGUUCACACGGAAAUAUAGUGAGUGAAAUGUAUGAAGAAACAACUUUGUUGAGUUAUAAAAGGAAGAAGAAACCAAUAUACAGACAAGCUAAUGCAGUGAUGAAUAACAAUAAUUCUUUUGUAAGUGAAGAUGCAGGUUGCAAGGUAAGUGCAGGAGAUCAUCAUGGAUACAUGCAGGGUACCCAAUACAAGAAUAAGCAAGGAAAUAUGCAGAGUGUGCAGUAUCACAAGGAUAAUGAUCAUAAGGCAAGCAGCAGUACUGGCCGAAGUCGUGGAUCAGGAAUGCAGAAGUACUUCACUAAUGAGCAAUAUGAUCAGAUUAUUGGACUCCUGAACAAAAGCAAAGGAGUAGUAAAUGCACCUGCAGUUCAUAUGGUAGAUAAUGUUACCUUUAAAUAUGCAGGGAAAAACACUGAUCCUAGGGUUAUAAAUACAGGAGCAACCAACCAUAUGACUAACAAUGCAAAAUUGUUGACAUAUAUGACUGAUUUACCAGCUUCUAGGAAAGGUAAUGUCCAUCUCCCUAAUGGUAAGAGUGUUUCUGUUACUUAUCAAGUACUUUUCUUUCCAAAAUUUUAUGUGUUCAAGGACCUACGCAAUGGGAAAGUGAAGGGGAUUGGUAAAGAAGAAGGAGGUUUGUAUGUUCUCAAGGUUGAAAAUCAUGAUGGAACACAAGACAUGAAUGUAGUCAAUAAAAUGAAUAGUUGUUUAGCUGAAGUAUCUACAGUAGAUUUUGAAGAUUGGCAUAAAAGACUUAGACAUAUACCAGAAAAUGUGAUGAAGAAGAUUGUUAUUCUGAAGAAUAAAGUUCCUCUGUGCAAGUUUAAUAGUUGUACAAUGAUAAGAACAGAUAAUGGUGCAGAGUUCCUCAGUAAAGAGUGCACUAAUGAUUUGCUAAAUAGUGGUAUUGAACAUCAAACCAGUUGUCCUCAUACUCCACAACAGAAUGGAGUAGUUGAAAGGAGGUACAGGCAUAUCUUGGAAAUGGCUAGAGCUAUCAGAUUCCAAGGCAGUAUACCAUUGCAUUUAUGGGGUGAAUGUGUGCUUGCAGCAGUUUUUCUCAUUAACAAGAUACCAUCUGUUGUUUUACAUGAUGUUCCCACUCCAACACAUGUGUCUACUCAUGAAGCAUUAUCUUCUGAUAAUGCACCAGCUGAGCCUUUUUCACCUGUUAUAGCUUCACGUGAAUCAUCAACAUUACCUUCUAAUCCCUCUCAUCAUCCUCCAGAUAUUUCAGUGCAUUCUACGUCUCCUAAUGUUGUUCCAGUAUUGAGAAAGUCUUCUAGAGGUUCUAAAAUUCCAGCAUGGAUAUCUGACUUUGUCUGUCCUAUUAAAUCUAAGUCAGCUUGCAAAUAUUCUAUGUCUAAUGUGUUGGGUUACAGUUCACUGUCAGCUUAUUCUCAGGCUUAUGCUGUAACUCUUUCUACUGAUAUUAAACCUAGUUUUUAUGCUGAAGCCAUCACUGAUCCCAGAUCAAAUAUAAGUCUACUGAAGAAGUGGAGGUUUAAGGCUCGACUUGUUGCUAAAGGUUAUAGCCAACAGGAAGAUUUAGACUACCAAGAAACUUUCUCUCCUGUGGUGAAGAUGGUCACAGUUCAAGCUGUAAUUGCUUUGACUGCUAAGAAGAAUUGGCCUUUGUACCAAAUGGAUGUUUAUAAUGCCUUCUUGCAAGGUGAUAUCGAAGAAGAAGUUUACAUGCAGCUCCCACCUGGAUUUGAUAGCAUCUUGUGUAUAUGUUAG